This is a messenger RNA of Peromyscus maniculatus bairdii (prairie deer mouse), 1817 nucleotides long. RefSeq names its product phenylalanyl-tRNA synthetase subunit alpha (gene Farsa). Gene Ontology annotation, biological process: phenylalanyl-tRNA aminoacylation. NCBI's taxonomy places the organism in Eukaryota, Metazoa, Chordata, Mammalia, Rodentia, Cricetidae. The record is from RefSeq and is a predicted model, not a curated record. Gene Ontology annotation, cellular component: phenylalanine-tRNA ligase complex; cytosol; cytoplasm. Gene Ontology annotation, molecular function: tRNA binding; phenylalanine-tRNA ligase activity; ATP binding.
CCCCAGUCCGUCCGGCGGCCUGCACGCUCCUACCCUACCGGCAGCCGCCAUGGCCGACAGCCCUGUGUUGGAGCUGUUGCUGCGGCGGCUGGAGGCGGUUGAUGGCGGCCUGGACAGCGCGGAGUUGGCUGCUCAGCUGGGCGUGGAGCACCAGGUGGUGGUGGGCGCGGUGAAGAGCCUGCAGGCUCUGGGUGAGGUCAUUGAGGCUGAGCUUCGUUCCACCAAGUGCUGGGAGCUGACUGCUGAGGGAGAGGAGAUUGCCCGGGAGGGCAGCCAUGAGGCCCGUGUGUUUAGAAGCAUCCCUCUCGAGGGCCUGGUGCAGAGUGAGCUCAUGCGGCUGCCCAGUGGCAAGGUGGGCUUCAGCAAGGCCAUGUCCAACAAGUGGAUCCGAGUGGACAAGAGUGCGGCCGACGGGCCCCGGGUGUUCCAAGUGGUGGACAGUAUAGAGGAUGAAGUACAGAGGCGGUUGCAGCUGGUCCAGGCAGGCCAGGCUGAGAAACUGGCUGAGAAGGAAAGGAAUGAGCUCCGGAAGAGGAAGCUGUUGACUGAAGUGAUCCUAAAAACAUACUGGGUAAGCAAGGGCAAGGCCUUCAGCACAAGUGUGUCCAAGCAGGAGGCAGAGCUGAGCCCAGAGAUGAUUUCCAGCGGCUCCUGGAGGGACCGGCCCUUUAAGCCCUAUAACUUCUCUGCCCGAGGGGUGCUCCCAGACAGUGGCCACCUGCACCCAUUGCUCAAGGUCCGCUCCCAGUUCCGGCAGAUCUUCCUGGAGAUGGGGUUCACUGAGAUGCCCACGGACAACUUCAUUGAGAGCUCCUUCUGGAAUUUUGAUGCACUUUUCCAACCUCAGCAGCACCCAGCACGUGACCAACAUGACACAUUCUUCCUGAAAGAUCCCGCUGAGGCCCUGCAGCUACCAAUGGAUUACGUCCAGCGGGUGAAACGGACCCACUCCCAGGGCGGCUAUGGCUCACAGGGUUACAAGUAUACCUGGAAGCUAGAAGAGGCCCGGAAAAACCUGCUUCGCACACACACCACAUCAGCCAGCGCCCGCAUCCUCUACAGCUUAGCCCAGAAGAAGCCGUUCACACCAGCCAAGUACUUCUCCAUUGAUCGUGUGUUCCGGAAUGAGACACUGGACGCCACACACCUGGCUGAGUUCCACCAGAUUGAGGGUGUGAUCGCUGACCAUGGGCUGACCCUGGGCCACCUCAUGGGUGUGCUGAGGGAGUUCUUCUCUAAGCUGGGAAUCACCCAGUUGCGCUUCAAACCAGCCUACAACCCCUACACAGAGCCCAGCAUGGAAGUGUUCAGCUACCACCAAGGUCUAAAGAAGUGGGUAGAAGUCGGCAACUCUGGGGUCUUCCGCCCUGAGAUGCUCCUGCCCAUGGGACUCCCUGAGAAUGUGUCUGUUAUUGCUUGGGGUCUCUCCCUGGAGCGGCCAACAAUGAUCAAAUAUGGCAUCAAUAACAUCCGAGAGCUGGUGGGCCACAGGGUGAACCUGCAGAUGGUAUAUGACAGCCCUGUGUGCCGCCUGGACACUGAGCCCAGGUCUCUACAGACACAGGAGGCUGCAUGAUACAGGUUGCCCCAGAGAGCCCUGUCCUGUCCCUGUGCAUCCCUCAGCGGUGACCUCUAAUAUUUGUGAGGCCUCUGUGAGGCCAGCUCACCCCCUCUGCCUCACCCACCCAGGGGCAGGGUCCUGAGUGCAGGAAGCAGGUUUUUUGUGCUGGUCUCUAGUGGUGCAUGUAGUGUGCCUCUAAGGGUGGGUCUGGGCCCUGCGGGUCGGCUCUUGUCUAAUAAAGUGGGCACUUUCCCCA